GUCAUUCAGAGGAAUCCGCCACCUGAAACGCGAGGAAGUGAAGGCGACUCAAUUGGGUAUAAAGCAUCAGCCAACAUCUGCCCCGAGCAGAGUGCAGCUGAUGAAAACAUCAGCUCGGAGCGCGCACACAGGACCUCGACGCUUUAUUUUAUUCACCCUUGGAUUUAUCACUUGGCAUUAUCGCGUCGGUGCACCCUGGGAGACGCAUCUCUCUCUUUUUUUUCUGCACUUAAAAGUGAAUGUGGCUCAGCAGCCACCAACACUAUACUGGAAUUAACUGACAUCCUCACAGAAAUUGGCGCACCUGUUACCUCCACGGAGCGCAUGACUAUGAUUCCUCCGGGAGACUGCAUGUAUGCGGGCAGAAAGAGGAGGAAACCCAUCCAGAAACAGAAGCCGUCCACUGCCAAUGAGAAAACCAACCCGUCCAAGCGGCAUCGGGACAGGCUGAAUGCUGAGCUGGACCGGCUGGCCAGCCUGCUGCCGUUCCCCCCGGAUGUCAUCUCCAAGCUGGACAAGCUGUCCGUGCUGCGCCUUGCAGUUUCCUACCUCCGUGUCAAAAGCUUCUUUCAAGGAAGCCAAGAGAAGCCCUCCAGGAAGCACAUCAUCAACUCCGCAUCCUCCAACCCUGAACCCAGAAAAGAGAGUCUUCCAAUGGCCACCACCGUCAACGAGAGCGGCCUCCUCCUGGAGUCUCUCACAGGCUUUGCCUUGGUGGUGAGCAAUGAUGGGAUGGUCUUCUAUGCUUCCUCGACCAUUGUGGAUUAUCUGGGAUUUCAUCAGACUGACGUGAUGCACCAGAAUGUGUUUGACUACAUCCACAUAGACGACCGCCAGGAGUUCAGACGCCAGCUCCACUGGGCCAUGUGUCCUCCACAGCACCAGGGGUCGGCGGCACACCAGGAUAACCAGCUACCUACCGCGACUGGUGAGGACUUUGUAGUCAGCAGCCAGUUUCACUCUGUGGAAGCAGGGGGAAUUCCUCCUGAGCUCUCCUGCUUUCUCAACAGAUGCUUCAUAGCCAGGGUUCGAUGUCUCUUGGACAGCACAUCUGGAUUUUUGACGAUGCAGUUCCAGGGUCGACUGAAGUUCCUCCAUGGGCAGAAAAAGAAGUCAGCCUCCGGGACUCUGCUGCCUCCACAGCUGGCUCUGUUCUGUAUCGCCAAGCCUCUCCUGCUGCCCUCCAUCACCGAGAUGAAAAUGAAGAACAUGUUAAUACGUGGAAAGAGCAAGAGUGGAGGAGCAGGAGGGAUUAUCUCUGCAAUGGAGCACGGUGAGCGAGGAGAACACCUUCGCAGGCACUCCUUCAGUGGAGGAAUGGGUGAUAUUGCAGACCCUCUCCUCCUCUCAUGUCCCACUCCUGGCAGUACCCAGCGAGGUAACCACACUCCUUGGACCCCACUCUCCAAAGACAACCUCAAGUACCGCCCCGAUGGUUACUACAACCAGGAAGAGCCCCUCAACUACUGCAAGUCCUCCAUGGCUUCCCAUAAAGGUCUCAGCCCAGGUCUAGGCACCAGCUGGCCUCUUCGUCCAAACUCAGGUCCACUCAGAGGAAACCAGGGUGUCGGCUAUGUGCCCUCUAACCGCAUGAACAAGGCUGGUCAGUAUGGGAAGCCGUACCGCCUUUCCCCGAGUUGCCACAGCGGCAGAGGUGGCGAAUUCUUUGUGUCUAAGCUCUACGGCAACAUCCAGAUUCCUGCUGACCCAGAUGCUUACUGCGUGGACCUGGUGAAGAGCGAGAACGGCUACGGAGAAUGCUACGAUGGCCAUAUGAUGCCCGAAAUGCCUCCCAUUAAAGUAGAACACGACUCAGACUCGGAAAAUGGCUGCGAUGCCUACGGGCGACCCUGGGUUUGCCGCGACCCAGAGGCCGUCGACCGUCGCUACGGCAACGGGAUGUACGACCACAGCUCCAGCAUGCAACUCAAAUCGGAGGCAGAUUAUUACGAUCCGCAGUAUUCACCUUGUCAGCGGGGGAAAGCAGGCAUCAGCCCGCCGUACAACAACGGCAACUAUCAAAACUAUGCCAAUACCAGCGCACGUUUAUUAAAGUGCGACAAAGAUUUGGGAAACAACAAUGACACCAACCAGUUUAGUCCUCAGACACUCUCUCACUCAGACUCUCUAUGCAACAACCAAUCCAUCAACCUCAUGGACUCACACGUCUACCCACAGGAGCCUCACAAGGCCUACAUGCACCAAGACUACAACAAGCAUGGGACUUACGAGUUCAAAGGCCAUGGCCUCAUCCACUCAAUCAAGCGCGAGCCCAUGGAUUCCCCGCCAUGGUCUGAAAGCGGCCAUGAAAUGAACCAGUCCAUGAUGGUUGGUCCGCGCAAUGUUAUGCCAUGUGUGAUGAGCGCAGGACACCACAAAUCCACCCCUUACAUUUAUAUGCCGUAAGAGUGAACGGCGCCUCAUCCACACACACACUCACACACAAACAAACAAACAAACAAACAAACACAAUCGUUGUGCAUUAUAGUACUUUGUAUUAUUAAUGUUUUCCUACACAUGCACCAGCAUUACAAAUGGACCUUGGUCUUUGAUUAUGAGGAUUCCCAGGAUGUCAAGUACCUCUUCAGUUUGAUGAAGAGGUCACAAAUAAGGCUCAGGUUCUUGUGUUAGUGAACUUGUGACAAUCAGAAGUUGUUGUUUUUGUUUAAAAAAAAAAAGUAAUAAUUUAUCCACUUUAUAGAUAGAUGAUUUUGUUUUUAAAGAAUAUGUUUUGUAGUUCCAAGCACGUUUGGAUUUAGCGACAAUGAGACAGUUUAUGUCUAGAAACACCAUUUCAUUUUUGUUUUACAUGUUUGGCUUUUGUGGGAGGAACAAAUAUUUUGUUGUUAAAAAAAAAAAAAAAAAAAAACCUGUUUCAGGACACAGGAGAUGACUUAUCACCUGUUACUGUUUAUUAGAACUCACUUAGGAGUACGAUAUAAUAACUUGCCCUGAAGAUUUAGUGGAGCUGACUGGUGUUAGUGCUGUAUUAACAAUAUAGCCUAUUUCAUUACGAGGCCAGUGAUGUAUGAAAAGAAGCUUCUAUUACUAAUCUCUGUUAUCAGCAUGAAAAUCAGCAUGAAAAUGUGAACUUACUUGAAAUCCACUUCAGUAAAAAUUGGUCAAUGUUACAAAUUAUUACAAGAUAAGAUUCUGCCACUCAUACGUUCAAAUGACCAUUGAGUGUCUGCUGAAAAACAGUUUCCAAUGCACGACAAAGCCAAAUUUGUGUUUGUGUUCUUGAUUUUACAGCAUCUUAGCUUCCAGUGCUCACUCUUUCUUCACACCAUCCAUGAAUAAGGAGAGUUUUGAAAAUUGACCUUGCUUGCUGCAAUGAUAUAAAGUACAGUGUAUGCAAUUUGUGGACCAAAACAUGUUAAAGUACUGGUGAGGCCAAAGCUUUAAAUAGUUUCACAUUUGUUUGUUGAACUGGACACAAUUUGAUUGGACACAUAAUGGCAACAGGGGGCACAGUCAGUAAGUGGGCCACUAAUGUUCUGUUGAGCAGGUAACUGCUCUGUACUUGCUCUGUGGUUCUGACCUUGUCUUGGAAGCACUAAAAGGAAUAACAUAAUUAAAUUCAGUGUGCGCAAUAAAAAAAAAAGAA
This is a messenger RNA of Solea solea (common sole), 3607 nucleotides long. It is a transcript of the gene ahrra, whose product is annotated as aryl-hydrocarbon receptor repressor a. NCBI's taxonomy places the organism in Eukaryota, Metazoa, Chordata, Actinopteri, Pleuronectiformes, Soleidae. The transcript has 9 exons. Gene Ontology annotation, cellular component: nucleus; aryl hydrocarbon receptor complex. The record is from RefSeq and is a predicted model, not a curated record. The coding region runs from base 325 to 2406 and encodes 693 amino acids. Gene Ontology annotation, biological process: regulation of transcription by RNA polymerase II. Gene Ontology annotation, molecular function: transcription cis-regulatory region binding; protein dimerization activity; nuclear receptor activity.